Molecule: messenger RNA, 1300 nt
Organism: Didymella exigua CBS 183.55
Lineage: Eukaryota; Fungi; Ascomycota; Dothideomycetes; Pleosporales; Didymellaceae
Product: RTA1-domain-containing protein
Exons: 1
Coding region: 284-1138 (284 amino acids)
Cellular component (GO): membrane
Source: RefSeq, a predicted model, not a curated record
UUGAUAGUCGCUGCUGCGCCUCUAUUUCCAUGGUCGCGACCCGAACACAAUGUGUAUAUAGGAAGAACCAAAGCCUCAAGCAUUGCUUCCUAAUUCAGCCUUUCAACAUCAAUUGACUACUAAUUCACAUCUUCGUAGCGCUUUCCUUCUUGUACGCCAGAGCUUGUCUUCCAUACAAGCUCGAUAUCCACCUAAAUCCUCGAGAACUCUUACAAGAGCCAACACCCUGCCAGCUUUCUAACAUCAAAGCACUACCGUCACAAAACCAGCACUCACCGACGCAAUGGCCGACCACAACGAUGGGGACAGCUUUGUGCUCUACCGCUACAACCCCUCCCUAGCCGCAGCCGCUGUAUUCGUCGUCCUCUUCGCCCUCACAACCGGCCUGCACAUCCUCCAAACAAUCCGCAAGCGCUCCUGGUUCAUGACGUCCUUCAUCAUCGGCGGUCUGUUCGAAUUCAUCGGCUAUGUCGGACGCCUCGUGUCGAGCAACGACCGCUACGCUCUGUCGCCCUACAUCAUGCAAACUCUGCUUCUACUCCUCGGCCCUGCACUCUACGCGGCAUCCAUCUACAUGAUUCUCGGCCGCUUGAUCCUGUUGACGGGCGGUGAACCUUACUCGCUCGUGCGCCGCACAUGGCUGACGAAGAUCUUCGUUGGCGGCGAUGUGAUCUCAUUCAUGAUGCAGGGUGCGGGUGGUGGUAUCAUGUCGUCUGGUGCGUCGGGAAUGAAGACGGGCGAGAAGAUUAUCAUCGGCGGUCUGUUCGUGCAGAUCUUGUUCUUUGGACUGUUCUUUGUUACGGCGAUCAUGUUCCAGAUGCGCGGCAGGGAAUAUCUUCUGUCGCUCGGCAGCAGUGUGCCAUGGAAGAGACACCUAUUUGCACUUUACGCCACGUCGAUAUUGAUCUUGGUGCGAUCAGGAUUCAGGGUUAUUGAGUACAUCCAGGGCAACGCUGGGUACCUUCUCAGACAUGAAGUGUUCCUUUAUGUCUUUGAGGCGGUGCUCAUGUUCGCCGUCACGGUCAUCUUAAACGUCAGCCAUCCAGGAGACAUCGCGAUCUUGCUUAAGGGGCAAAGGAUGGAGCAGCCGAGCGACGAUUCCGCGGAGCGCGGUGUUGCGAGCAAGGGCGACCGAUGAAGCACACGCAUAUUGCAAUUCCCGUAUUAUUCUAGACUUUUGCUUUUGUUGGGCGUUUCCAUGGCGUUGGGAGGGCUGGGUCUGGAGAAAAUACAGCUGGUUGACCAAAUUUCGAGGAUGUGAAUGGACAUCUAGAUACGAUUUAGAUAGUUAACAACCGAU